This is a messenger RNA of Rhodofomes roseus, 1922 nucleotides long. RefSeq lists its product as uncharacterized. The transcript has a single exon. Bases 206 to 1654 code for a protein of 482 amino acids. Lineage: Eukaryota; Fungi; Basidiomycota; Agaricomycetes; Polyporales; Fomitopsidaceae. The record is from RefSeq and is a predicted model, not a curated record.
GGCAACGUCGUCCCGGACCCAUGCAGCUCUCGCACUGACAUCCAAGAUCCGGAAUUUUCUCGCCCAAGCAAACGAGGCAUUUCUCCAGACCGCCCGGAUCCGGAGCCCAAUCCGGGGCUGACAUCUCCCCCGUUUGACAUGCGCAACACAGGUCUGUCAGCCCGUCCGCCGUUUGUCCGCUUGUCCGUGGGUAGACACGCAUGGGAUGACGAAAGCCGCAGACGGUGCAAUCGAAAACCCGCCAGGCACCGCGGCCCCCUCGAGCUCCCUCGAGCCACCACCCUCGCAGCGGCGAGCUGGGCAGGAAAUGACGCACGCAACGCAUCCCACGACCCUCGCCUCGACGCUGGCAGCUGGCGGGAAGGUCCGUGCGGGGAACAGCGCCAGUGCAGCGCGAGACGCCCUCUUAGUUCGGUCCGAUCGUCCAAUUCACCGCGCGAAGACGAAGCCCCCCCGCUGCUAUUCUCGCUGCCCGCGGAUUCGCGGUGCGGGGCGCGCGGGGAACCCCACGUUCCCUCGCCCGCAGUGCCCCGCCUGCGCUGCGGGGUUCGCAGGCGCACGCCCACGCUCCGGUGCUGGUCGUGGUCCGUGGCGGGUCGUGGUCCGCGGUGCUAUUAGUGGCUGCGUGCGACUCGUCCCGAGCGAGUUCCGCGGCCGGAGCGUCCGAAUUUCGCUGGCAUUCUUCGUGAACAGCUUGUCUCCGUUCGCGCGGGACACGACAGCGCUUGUCAGUGCGACGCUCUUCCCUCCAAGCUCCGUGUCGUACUUCCCCGCUCGCACAAAGAGGUCCGUCGUUCCGCACUGUUCCAACGCCAUCGUUGUACCCUUCGUCAGGUACGCCCGACCUUGGCCGGGGACUUGCCAUCCAAGUCGGAGACGCGGUCGCCCCGCCCCGACCGGCGCGCCGUCCCAGUGUACCACCGCGACGAUCCCGCCAGCGCGUCGAGCUUUGCGGCCAGCCAGGUUGUGCAACGUCCGGUCCGCCGCUGGCGUACGCACGCUCCCGCAAUAUCAUGCGCCAACGUCCAAUGCGGGCCGCGCGAGCAACGACCACCAUUCGCGGUCGAUCAGUGGGCGAUUCCCCAUCACCACCGUGCAUUUGGCAAGCGGCUGCGCGAGUCCGGGGAGGAUCCUCGUGUUCAGAAAAUCCAUCGUGGAUCUGAUUGCCAGACCGCCACCGACGGAUCGCCCCGCGUCGCGUGCGGGAGGGGCGCGUAGCCUAUCCGUCAAAGUUACGUACGUCCGGGCGUCCCUCGAAUUUCGAUACCGUAGGUCGACGCCGACGCCUACGGGUCCUGAUCCUGAUCGACGGGAUAGGCAGCCGCAGCUCAACGCCUCGCGCUUGCGCGCGGGAGAAGCGCGGACUGGGUUGGCGAUUGACGGUGGGGACCGUGCAUCGUGUUGCGGGGAUGCGGGGCUAGCGGGAUUAGCGGUGGGGAUGGCCCCCCGCCCGGUCCUGGGUGCCGCCGGUCCGCGCGCGCGAGACGACUGGGGGAAGCUGCGAAGCCCGAGCUUCGAGCUUCGGUGCGCUCCAUUGUUCGAAAUUGGGGCUAAUGUCGGGAAGAGUGCGGGGAAAGCUUGUUCGGGGGCUUGGGCGUCGGGCCGUGAUGCGUCCAGGGGCUCGGAUUGUUUAGAGAGCGAGUCAGUUGACUAGAGCGAGGACGGCAGCGUUGACGUUGGCGUUGACGACGAUCGUCCUUGGUUGGGCUCCAGCGCGCGACCGACAUUUGCUCGUGGUAUUACCGCCUCGGCUAUGAGGGUCAUCUGCAUCCUGUUACGAUAUGCAUUGAAGCGUCGUCGGACGUCUUGAUGAUGACCUGGUACCAGGACGCAAAGGGAAAGCUUGAGGCGCGCGCACUUUGAUGCGGUCGUCCAUCGUCCAACAGGGUCUUCUACCCCGCAACGCGGGGAAGCGGGGAACA